AUGCUAAAAAUAAUAAUAGACACUGGUAGUAUAAAGAAUCAUGAAAAUGGAUGGAGUCACAAAAUAAAGGUAUCUAAAUACUUGGAUGCUCAGAAACGUGUAAAGAAAAGCGAUGAAAUCGAAAAUCAGAAACAUCAAAAGGAAAUACAAUCUAUUAUCAAAGCUGGUGAAAAGGAAUAUGAUGAAAAAGAUGCCGAGUAUCAACAACAGGAGCAACAACAGCAGUAUCAAGAACAAUAUCAAAACUAUGCUUAUCAACAACAUAUACAGCCACAACAAUAUAAUACAAUAGAAGAAUACAAUGCUGCAUGUCAACAAUAUUACAAUGAUUAUUAUAAUUAUUAUUAUUAUGGUGCAUAUCAACAACAACAACAGCAACAUGUUGACUAUGGACAACAACAACAACAACAACAACAAGUUGAAUAUGAACAACAGCAGCAACAGCAGCAACAACAACAACCAAAUGUAGAUAAUAGAAAGUUACAACAAGUAAAUAAUAAAAGAUUGCUAGAGAAACAGAAACAACAAGAUAUGAUAAAAAAGAUAAAGGAACAAGUAGAAAGAGAGAAUGCGAACAAAAAUGAAUAUAAUGGUUUUAGUAAGGAGGAGCAUGAUAUCAUCUCAAAGAAACUGAAAGAAUAUAAUGAAAAGAAGAAGGAAAAAGAAGAGACAAAACUACAAAAGAAAGAAGAUGAUCAUGAUGAUGAUGAAGAGGGAGAAGGAGAUGAUGCUCAUGAUAGUGACGACGAUGAUGAUGGUGAACCAAAGACAAGUAUUACAGAAGAAUCUACUGGAAUUGGUGGUUGGGUAUCAGUUAGACCAAGUGAAAGUAUGUUUAAUUCCCAUAGCAGUAGCAUAGCAACCAACAGCGCCAAUAGCAAUCAAACUGAAACCAAUCAUUCAAAUGACCAAGAUGACGAAGAUAAUGAUGCAAACUCUGAAGACGAAGAAACAGUCGAUAUGACAAAAAGAAUUUCACACAGCAGCAGCAGCAGCAGCAGCAGCAGCAGUGGUAGUACUAGUAAAGCAGCUCAAUUACAUUCCAACAAAAACGACGAUAUCAAAACAGAGGAUUUACAAGUACCUAAAGUACAAUUCUCAUUUAAAAAGACAACAACAAACAGAAAUACAAGAAAGAAAACAGACAAUGAUUAA
This is a messenger RNA of Heterostelium album PN500, 1155 nucleotides long. RefSeq lists its product as uncharacterized. The record is from RefSeq and is a predicted model, not a curated record. The coding region runs from base 1 to 1155 and encodes 384 amino acids. The transcript has 2 exons. Lineage: Eukaryota; Evosea; Eumycetozoa; Acytosteliales; Acytosteliaceae.